AAAGUUGUUGCUGUUGAUGCAGAGAUGAAUAUCUUCUAUGAGGACAGUGUGCAUUUUGACAGAGAUCUUCCAGAGUUUGGGACUCAGGGUGGGGUGCAUGUGCACAAGGAUGGGCUGACAGUCACCUCUCCAGUCCUGAUGUGGGUCCAGGCUCUGGAUGUCAUCCUGGAGAAGAUGAAGGCUUCGGGUUUUGACUUCUCGCAAGUCCUAGCCUUGUCUGGGGCAGGCCAGCAACAUGGGAGCAUUUACUGGAGUGCUGGGGCCAGCCUGGUGCUGGCAAGCCUAUCACCAGACCUCCCGUUACACCAGCAGCUGCAGGCCUGUUUCUCCCUCAGUGACAGCCCGGUAUGGAUGGACUCCAGCACCACGACCCAGUGCCGCCAGCUAGAAGUCGCUGUUGGGGGAGCCCAGGUGCUCAGCUGCCUGACGGGGUCCCGUGCCUAUGAGCGUUUUACAGGCAACCAAAUUGCAAAGAUUUACCAGCAGAACCCUGAAGUCUACUCAUGCACGGAGAGAAUUUCUUUGGUCAGCAGCUUUGCCGCCUCCCUCUUCCUCGGCUCUUACUCGCCAAUUGACUUCAGUGACGGUUCUGGAAUGAAUUUGUUGCAGAUCCAGGAGAAAGUCUGGUCCCAGGCUUGCCUCAGCGCCUGUGCCCCUGAUUUAGAGGAGAAGCUUGGCCCACCAGUGCCAUCUUGCUCAGUGGUGGGGGUCAUUUCUUCCUACUACAUCCAGCGCUACGGAUUUGCCCCUGGAUGCAGAGUGGUGGCCUUCACUGGGGACAACCCAGCAUCACUGGCAGGCAUGAGGCUGGAGGAAGGUGACAUUGCGGUCAGCUUGGGCACCAGCGAUACCCUGUUUCUCUGGCUUAAGGAGCCCGUGCCUGCCCUAGAAGGCCACAUCUUUUGCAACCCAGUUGAGACACAGCACUACAUGGCACUCUUGUGCUUUAAAAAUGGUUCCCUCAUGAGAGAGAAGAUCCGUGAUGAGUCUGCUUCCCGUUCCUGGAACGAGUUCUCUAAGGCGCUGCGGUCCACAGAGAUGGGGAACAGUGGAAACCUGGGUUUUUAUUUUGACGUAAUGGAGAUCACCCCUGAAAUGAUUGGAUGUCAUAGAUUUAAUGCAGAAAACCAUGAAGUUCCAGCAUUCCCUGGAGAUGUGGAGAUUCGAGCAUUGAUCGAAGGACAAUUCAUGGCCAAGCGAAUUCAUGCAGAAGGCCUGGGCUAUAGAAUCAGUGCUUGCAGAUGUGUUCGGUGCCCCAGUGUAUGUCACAGACACUGCCAACUCUGCCUGUGCGGGUUCUGCAUACCGAGCUUUUCACGAUUAAACCCACGGCUUUUGGAGGCUCAGCUCAAACUUGUGAUUGUCCUGCCUCAGCAUCCCAGAGUGUUGGGUUACAGGCCUUGCAGGUGGAACAGAUGUGGCCUUUUCAGAGGUUGUGAAGUUAGCCCCAAAUCCCACACUGGCUGCCACGCCAACUCUGGAAGCUUCUCAGGUCUAUAAGGCCCUCCUCCCCCGGUAUGCCAGCCUUGAGCAGAAAAUUUUGUCCCAGACCUACGGCCAUCUGGAAUGAAUCCUGCAGGCCCAACCAUCUCUGCCUGCCCAGACUCACUGAUCUGACGUGGAGAUGCGGCCCUGAGCCACCGGCAUUUCCUUCCUGCUUCCAGGAGUACCCAUGCCUGCCCAUGUGGACUUCUCAGCAUGCUCCUGCCCUGUCCAGGACCAUCUGACAUCCAGCCUCAUCACAUCUCCCUAAAGACAUUUGGUCUACCUUAACCCUGGUGCAGGAGAACAUCUCUUCCCUCCUGUCUGUUAUCUCAGGAAGCAGGAUAACAUCAAGCCUGGGCUAUGUCCACUACAAAUCGUGACUUUUCUCAUUUCAAAGACAGAAUGAAUGCUGAUCUCGGGACCACAGUCAGCAGAAUGGGGAGACAGUGCCCUCCUCCGGCCUCUGGCCUCAGCCCCGACUCUGGCCGUUCAGCUCCAAGCCCUGAACCAUAGCCACUUCAUUCCCAUGUUACCUUGACAGUGCUUUCCAGCUUCUGUCACAACCCAACCCAGACCCUUCAGCCACUUCUGCCCCACACGUGGCCCUCCCGGCCAUUGAUCCCCUGCUCAUUUCACUGUGUGCAGUGCUCUCCCAGGUCCUCUUCUGUCUGCCUGUGCUCCCCUCCAUGCUCUCGGCCUUCUCUCUUCGUGGCACCUUUCCUCCUUCCCUUGUUGAUCUCUCUCCCCUCCCACACCCACCUGCUGUAACUCACCGCUUCCCACCACACCCUUCUGCCCACCCUCAGCUCUGCCCAAAGACAGCCUGUGCCAUCCCAGGUGCCUAGGGCUUUCAUCGCUCUCUCUUUGCAGUUCACUUAUAGAUGAAAAUGUGUCAUUCUUCUGGGAGAAUUUCUUAAAUUCUAGGUUUCUUUUUUUAUCUUGGAAUUCUUUUAUCAGAUGAAAAGUUGUGAUUCUUAGUUUUGAUUGUCUUCCUAUGUUUGUAUAGAUGGUGAUGAGUUCGUUCUUCCUUCCUCUUAUCCCUCCUUUUUUAGUUCAUCCUCUCUCUUCCUUGUUCACAUUUUUGCAAAAGCUUUCAUAGAGAGUCCUCUGUGAUCUAGCAGAAUUCUCAGGCCCUCACUGAACUUGAGACUCCAGUUAAAUCAAACUAUUUGUAGUCUCAUUCAGCAGGGCAAGAUGGUACAGACAGGUCUGGAACCUAUUGGAUCAGAGCAGUGGCCGGUGGAAAGUGAAAAAGAAAGGUUUGGACAAUGAGUUGGACCAGAAUAUCACUUCUGAUGGUGAGGAAGCCAUUUUGAAAGGGAGUGGUGUCCUUUGGAGGAUUGGUGGAGGAAAGAGGGAAGAGGAAGCAAGAAGCCAAAGAGGACAGCCUAUCAGAUAAAACAGGAAGUCCAAAAUUCAACUUAUCACCUCCUGGACAUUACUUGUUAAAGACAUUUAUAUCACUGACCAACAAGAAGGGGCUCUCUUGGACCAUGAAAAAAUCAAAUUGUAGCACAGCUCUCCAACUUGAAUUUUAAAAUAAAUCAAAUGAUUGUGGAAAUGAAAGAAUACUGUAGGUCAGAAAUUCAAAAAUGUGCAAUGAAAAUAAAAAAGCAGGGCCAGGGAUUUAGCUCAGUGGUUCUGCAGGCU
Fukomys damarensis (Damara mole-rat) is the source of this 3135-nucleotide messenger RNA. It is a transcript of the gene Xylb, whose product is annotated as xylulokinase. The coding region runs from base 25 to 1500 and encodes 491 amino acids. Gene Ontology annotation, molecular function: D-xylulokinase activity. Gene Ontology annotation, biological process: xylulose metabolic process; D-xylose metabolic process. Lineage: Eukaryota; Metazoa; Chordata; Mammalia; Rodentia; Bathyergidae. Gene Ontology annotation, cellular component: cytosol. The transcript has 18 exons. The record is from RefSeq and is a predicted model, not a curated record.